Messenger RNA from Cladophialophora carrionii CBS 160.54, 1881 nucleotides. RefSeq lists its product as uncharacterized. The coding region runs from base 1 to 1881 and encodes 626 amino acids. The transcript has a single exon. Gene Ontology annotation, molecular function: protein binding. Lineage: Eukaryota; Fungi; Ascomycota; Eurotiomycetes; Chaetothyriales; Herpotrichiellaceae. The record is from RefSeq and is a predicted model, not a curated record.
AUGACCUUCCGUGCCAGUCAUCUUUACCGCAAUGGUCCGGAAGUUGAGGGCGCCUUUGGCGUCAACUCGAUCCCUUUGACGGUCGUCGCACAUAUCAUUUCCUUCCUUGACGAUGACGUCGCCUCGCUGGCUCGACUAUGUCGCACAUCCCGCGUUCUCUGGUACAUGACACUGCCGCACUUGUGGAAAAAUGUCACGUUGAAAUCAUACAGCGCCAUUCGCUACAGGGAGGAUGUGCCGGAAGGGUUCGGCAGCGCGAGCCCCUUCGCCAUGGGAUUGAAUGCGCUGGUCACACGGAACGUCUCGAGUCUGGUACGGUCGCUGAGCCUGGAGGGAGAAUUCAGCUCUGCAGACGUGAGCGAACAUGCAAGAGUUGGCCGGGUAUCGGAGAGCACCAUGAUCUUGAACAUUGCUGUCCGUGCGGUCCUUGAUCAGUGCACUCACCUCGAGAAUUUCCGCUGGGACCUGAAUAUACGCACACAACCGAAUGUCUACGCCGGGCUAGCGAAGCUCGAGCGGCUAGAGUCACUGUGGAUUCGUUUCCCUUCCAACAGGUCUCCUCAACCGUCGUAUGAGCUCCCUCCUUUACCGAACCUGAGGUCGUUGACGUUCACGCACUACGAUCCUUUGUGUUAUCCCGACGACGUAUCCACCCUUCUGCUCCAUGGCACGAAGCUUGAGAACCUCGUCAUGCAUUUUUCUCCGCGCAUGCGUGAACAAGGCGAACCCUCUGUCAUCCUCACACACUUUUUUCGCAAGAUCAUCGCGGCCAAGAGGAGACUCCGCCUGAAGAGUAUGGGCGUAUACAAUCUACUGAACAGUGUCGACCCAACCGAGUGUCUCCACGCAGUGGACACCACCGGAAUAGAGCAUGUCACCUCUGUGAACACCUUUGGCCCGGACGAGGACGCCCCGGUGGUGGGCGAUCGUUCCGGUCCCGUCAAUGCUACGCAUUUCAUUGAUCGGACGUGGCAUAUGAUAGUGAAGGCCGAGGAGCAUGCUCCCAGCCCGAAAAGCUUGAGGAUCGACCAACUGCACAGGAGGCACGCACAAGACUUGGGCAAUUUUGGGGGUUUGGAGAAGCUGUAUCUCAUCAACGCACGGUACAAGCACCACCGACCAAACGGGGCCCCUAUGAACAACCCCGACGAGAGCUCCUCGAACUCGGCCGACUCAUCCCCAUACUACAAAGCAGCGACCGAUGACGUCCGCUCCUCGAGAAACACACCUGUUCGAGCCAUAUCGGCCGCGGCGGCGGCUUCAAUCUCCCUUCGCGACCUGUAUCUGGACAACAUCUGCAAUGUAUGCGGCCCGACCCUUAGGCACCUCAUACUCCCUGCCCGCUGGCCGCUUCCCACCGCAAUCACAGCCCGGCUCAUUCGGACUUGUCCGAAUUUGACACAGCUCGCCGCAGCUCUGGACUGCGUUGAAGAUUCCAAGUUCGAGGCCUUGAGGCUCCUCAUACCGUUUCUCCGUGAAUUGUGGGCCCUUCGUGUACUUGCUCCGCUGGGCCAGGAAGCAUGUGGUGAGGAAGGCAGGAAAAAUGUAGAAGCGUACGAGAACUUCGUCAGUCUACCAGAUGACCUUCACGAGGAGAAAAUCUCCAGCUGCCUCAUAGAAAGAGGCGGUGGUCCGAGCUCACAGAGCACGGACUUCGCAAAGCUAAAGUAUGUUGGCGUAGGCUGGAAGGUCUGGGAGAUCGGACCGGUCCUGGAAGAACAUAUUGGGAGAACUGGCCAGACUGACGACGGGUAUAUAGAGGAUGGUACGGAGAGCCAAAAUAAGGCCGACACCGUGUACAGGCGGCGAUUGAAACGGAUUGAAGAGAAGGAUGUCCAACAUGUCGAGAUCUGGAGGAUGGACUCGCUGGAUAUUGUCUGA